Morchella importuna is the source of this 1683-nucleotide messenger RNA. RefSeq lists its product as uncharacterized. The transcript is spliced from 6 exons. The coding region runs from base 1 to 1683 and encodes 560 amino acids. The record is from RefSeq and is a predicted model, not a curated record. NCBI's taxonomy places the organism in Eukaryota, Fungi, Ascomycota, Pezizomycetes, Pezizales, Morchellaceae. Gene Ontology annotation, molecular function: heme binding; iron ion binding; monooxygenase activity.
AUGUCGAGACUCGUGGGAACCUACCUCACUGCUCUCUUCGAGCAAGCAGCCUCCAUCCCAACCCAAAAGCUAGUAUUAUACUCUACCCUACUAGGAAUAAAUUCCCAUCUAGGAUACUUUAUCCACGGCGACCAUGAUCACCUCUCUGGGUCGUUUUUCAUAGGCUUCUUCUUCUUCCCAUCCCUCAUAUUUGGCGUGUUCCACAAACAUCUUGGUAUAGCCACAGUCGAGGCACUGACCCUCACUGCAACGAUAUGGACCAGCUUUCUGGCCGGCCUCACAGCUAGUAUCAUCACCUACCGCCUCUUGUUCCACCCGCUGCGGAAGUUCCCCGGGCCGUUUGGUGCCAAAGUGACCAAAUGGUGGAGCGUGGUGAAUGCUGCAAAGACGCUACAGAACCAUGAGCUCGGUCUGGAUUUGCAUGCAAAGUAUGGUGAUUUUGUAAGGACCGGCCCCAACGAACUCUCCAUCAACUGCGAAGCCAUCGUCCCCAUUGUCGUCAAACUCGCCAAAGGCCCCUGGUACAACCUUGGAAAGCCCAAGCCCUCCACGCAGCUAACACGGGACCGUGACGUGCACCGAGCCAACCGCCGUCUCUGGGACAAAGCCUUCACCUCAGACGCCGUGAUGCAGUAUCUCCCCAAGCUGAUCAUCCGCUCCACGGAGCUCCUCGACAUCAUUGCGGCCCAGAACCCCGUCAACAUCUCUGACUACUUCAACUACUACAUGUGGGACAGCAUGGGGGAUGCCACCUUCAGCAAGUCGUUCAACAUGCUGCCGACACACGGGAAGGAGAAUGAUUACAUGCGUAUCACAAAGAAUGCGACCACGGGCUUGGCAAUCUUCGGGCAUGUGCCGUACCUGCCGCAUAUCUUGGAUCUGAUACCGGGCACGAAUAGGGACUAUAAGGGUUUUUUGAGGUGGUGUGACGAGUUGGUGAAUGAGAGGAGGGCGAGGAACCCUGAGAAAAAGGAUGUUUUUUCGUGGCUGUUGACGGCGGAUGCUAAGACGAUGGCUGGAAUUGGUAUGGCUAAUGAAGCUCGACUUGCAAUUUUGGCUGGAAGUGACACGACGGCUACAACACUCACAAACAUAUGUUUCCAUCUUGCCGACAACCAGGACCAGCUCAAGAUACUCCGGGAAGAGAUUGAUGCUCUCUACUCAUCCUACCAAGAUGACGAGGACAGAAUAUUCAAGGACCUCGCCAUGGGCAAGUGCGACAACACAGACCAUCUCGAAGGCGUAAUCAGCGAAGUAUUGCGAUUGCACCCAGUAUUGCCUUCAAGCCCGCAAAGGAUGGCACCUCCAGAAGGCAUAAUGAUCAAUGACACAUUUGUGCCCGGAAACACCGCCAUCUACGCCCCCAUGCACACAAUCUUUAGAGAUCCUCGAAACUUUGAGAGACCAAAGGAGUUUCUUCCGGAGAGAUGGUACAAGACAUCAAAGUAUCCACUGACACGUGAUCAGAAAGUUUUUAUCCCCUUCUGGACUGGGACAUGGAGUUGUGCCGGCAAGUCUCUGGCGAACAUGCACCUGCGGAUUGUCAUUACGAGGAUUGUGCGGCGAUUUUCGAUACAGCUGGCGCCUGGUAUGAAUGAGGAGAAGCUGAACAAAUAUGCUCAGGACUUGUUCAUUCUGUACAUGGGGGAUGUCAACCUAAUCUUGAAGGAACGGAAUAUGUGA